This is a messenger RNA of Fusarium mangiferae, 5280 nucleotides long. RefSeq lists its product as uncharacterized. Gene Ontology annotation, molecular function: phosphopantetheine binding; catalytic activity. The record is from RefSeq and is a predicted model, not a curated record. The coding region runs from base 1 to 5280 and encodes 1759 amino acids. Gene Ontology annotation, biological process: secondary metabolite biosynthetic process; amino acid activation for nonribosomal peptide biosynthetic process. The transcript has 4 exons. Lineage: Eukaryota; Fungi; Ascomycota; Sordariomycetes; Hypocreales; Nectriaceae. Gene Ontology annotation, cellular component: cytoplasm.
AUGGCUGCGAUUGAUCAAGUGUGGCUCAAAGAGCUUCGCAUCCAGGGUGCUCAAGUCAAUCUUUACCAGGCUGAUGUCAGUGACAAGGCGGCUUUAUUGCAAGCCCAUGACCAGAUCGUCAAGGAGAUGCCGCCAAUCUGCGGUACUGCCAAUGCUGCCUUACUCUUGUCUGAUCGAACGUUUACUGAGCUCAAGGUCAACGACUUCACCAAGGUCUUUGGACCCAAGGUCAAGGGUACCCAGAACCUCCAUGAACUUCUCAUUAACCAGAAACUUGACUUCUUUAUCAUGUUCUCUUCUUUGGCCAGUGUUGUCGGUAACCGUGGUCAAGCCAACUAUGCUGCCUCUAACCUUUUCAUGAGCGCCAUCGCUGAACAGCGACGUGUAAAGGGCCUUGCUGCUUCAGUCAUGCACAUUGGCAUGGUUCUCGGCGUAGGUUACGUCUCUUCUACGGGAGCUUACGAGGCUACCUUGCGUAGCUCCAACUACAUGGCCAUCUCCGAGACUGACCUUCUCAACAUGUUUUCCCAGGCCAUUCUCGUCGGCCAGCCCACCUCAACUCAUGCUCCCGAGCUCAUCACUGGUCUCAACCGUUUCAGCUUAGAGCCUGAUGCCCAGAAGUACUUUUGGCGAGACAACAUGCGUUUUUGCCAUCAUAUGCUGGAGGAGGAACACCAAGAGCGUGCAUCGGCCACUAAAGUCUCCAUCUCUCAGCGUCUAUCGGAAGCUAAGGGAACUCCCGAGAUCCUCGCCGUUGUGGAAGAGGAGUUUUGCACCAAACUUGAGCGCUUACUCCAAGCUGAGGCCGGCUCUGUUAAAACGUCACAGUCACUGCUCGGCCUAGGCGUAGACUCCCUUGUUGCUACGGAGAUCAGAUCGUGGUUUCUCAAGGAACUUGAAGUCGAUACUCCUGUGUUAGAGAUCCUUAACACUGCGUCCAUCACUGAACUUUGCUCUACUGUCGUCUCUCACUUGCCAGCUAUUUUCGAAGAGAUCGAGCCCAAGACUGAAGUCACCAAACAGGCAAUCAAGACUCUCAAUGUUGUUGAGACGUCAACGGCGGUGUCUUCAGCCCCGCCCACUGAGAAUGAGCCCUUUACCAUUCGCAACAGCCCAAACUCAACGCAGGUUACCAGCGAAGCUGGUGUUGACGAGGAGACAUCUAUUCAGUCUAAGAUUGAUCGCACUGGCCCUUUGUCCUUCGCUCAAGAACGCUUGUGGUUCCUUCAACAGUUCCUUCGAGACCAUAGCACAUACAACGUCACCAUGCACUAUCACAUCAGUGGUCCUCUCCGACUGCAUGACCUGGAAGGGGCCUUCCAACAGGUGAUCCAUCGCCAUGAGUCUCUCCGUACAUCGUUCUUCAUCGAUCCCUACACUGAUCUGCCGACACAAGCAGUGCUCAAGGACUCCAGCUUUAGGCUAGAGCAGAAGCACAACUCAACUGCCAAGAUCGAGUACGAGGCCAUGCAAGAGAUGUCAUAUGACCUGGAGAAUGGCAAUGUCACCAAAGCCGUUAUUGUCCCAGACUCUGACGGCGACUUUGACCUUAUCUUUGGCUUUCAUCACAUCGCCCUCGAUGGCUACAGCGCUCAGAUCAUGGUUCGUGACCUAGCCAUGGCCUACGCUGGUCAGACCCUUUCAAGCAAGCAGCAAGACUACCUUGACUUCGCUAUUGCUCAUAAGGCAGCUAAAGUCCCGGAUACUACUCUCGCCUACUGGAGGUCCGAACUUGAGGAGCUUCCACCGACCCUAUCCGUCUUCGAUUUUGCCGAGGUGAAGACACGCAUCCCCCUUACGGACUACACAACACGAGCACUUGAGAGGACUCUAUCUAUUGAUCAGGGCAGAAGUAUCAGGACUGUUGCUAAGUGCCUUGACGUCACACCGUUCCACAUUCAUCUUGCUGCCCUCCAGGUUGUCCUUUCUGAUCUCGCUUCAACCAAGGAUCUGUGCAUUGACAUUACUGAUGCCAACAAGAACGAUGCUGCACAUAUGGAUACUGUUGGGUUCUUUGUCAAUCUUUUGCUCCUGCGACUGAAACUGUCGCCCUCACAGACUCUGGCGGAGGUGGUCGCCAACGCCAAGUCCAAGGCCAACAGCGCUCUUUCGCACUCUGACAUCCCCUUCGACGUCCUUCUUGAUGAGAUCAAGCUUCCUCGCUCCACAACCCACAGCCCUCUCUUUCAGCUUGUGGCAUUCAAGGACGCCAACAACCCUUACGACCUGACCUUUGACAUUGAGACUUACCAAGAUGGAUCCGCUUCUAUCAGCGUCAAGACACAGGAGUACCUCUAUUCUGAAAAUCUCUUUGCCUCGGAACCUUCUCGGACCGUAGAACAGAUCUGCAAGCCUACAGCCGAGCAGAUUGGCAAGGCAUUGACCCUUGGCAGAGGUGAAAGGAUCCCAUCUCCUCGCCUUGAGACGUUGUGCCACUACUUCGAGGAAUGUGUUGUCAAACAGCCUGACGAUACUGCCCUCGUCACAGAUAAGGGACAAGCUCUCACCUGGCUGCAGCUGAAGGCUUUGGUCAACCAGAUUACUAUUACCCUUGUUGAAGCUGGGGCUAAGCAGGAAUCACGGGUGUGUGUGUACUGCGAUCCCAGCAUGUACAUCUUUCCCACUCUGAUGGCCAUUGCUGAAGCCGGCGGUGUAUACGUACCUCUCGAUGCCCAGAACCCGAUCAAGCGUCUCCAACUGAUGGUUGAUGACUGCCAACCCGAUGUACUUCUCAUUGAUGACUCAACUGCAACAACAUCCCAUGGACUAGACACGAAAGCCAAAGUAAUCAACGUUAACACUAUCAAGGCUGACCCUUCCAACACCUUUCAUCUGGACAACCGAGUCAGGGGGGAUGGGAUGGGCUACAUCUUCUACACAAGCGGUACAACGGGUGUUCCAAAAGCCGUGGCUUUGACUCAUGCCAGUCUUGUACAUCACUUUGACGGCUUCAUCCACUACAACAAUCUGAACAAGUGUCGCAUGCUUCAACAAGCACCUCUUGGCUUUGAUAUGUCGCUUACCCAGAUGACUCUCGCCAUCAUGCUCGGGGGAACACUGAUCGUUGCAACCAGUGAGACACGCAAGGACCCUAUGCAACUUGCGCAGUUAAUGCUGGAUGAGAAAGUCACUCACACUUUCAUGACGCCUACACUCGCACUAUCGGUCAUUCAUCAUGGCUAUAAAUACUUGAGACAAUGCGUCGACUGUGAAUAUGCGUCUCUCGCUGGGGAAGCAAUGACAACCCGUGUUACGCGCGAGUUCAAGAGACUCGGCUUGAGGAAUCUUGAGCUUCUCAAUGGUUACGGCCCCACUGAGAUUACUAUCAUCGCCACCUGUGGUUCAAAUGAGCUCGGUGAUACUCUGCGCGAUACUCACAAUCCAAGCAUCGGGCGUACUUUGCCCAAUUAUUCCUGCUACAUCUUGGAUGAGAACAUGCAGCCUGUCCGCCCUGGACUCGCUGGAGAACUGGUGAUCGGAGGUGCUGGCGUUGCCAUUGGAUACCUCAACAAACAAGAUCUUACAGAGGCCAAGUUCCUUCCUGAUCCUUUCUCAACAGCUGAAGAUGUUGCUCGUGGGUGGACUCGAAUGUACCGUACAGGCGACAAGGCCAGGUUUCUGUCGGACGGGCGUCUCUGCUUCCUUGGACGUAUCGCUGGUGACUCGCAGAUCAAGCUCCGAGGUUUCAGAAUUGAGCUCGAAGAUAUUGCCAGCACUAUAGUCAGGGCCUCCGAUGGUAAAAUCCCUGAAGCGGCUGUUUCACUUCGUGGUGAAGGAGAUAGUGCAUAUCUUGUUGCCUUCGUCAUCCUUUCCCAGUCCAACUGCCUUUCAGACGAGAAAGGCUAUCUAAAGCAGCUUCUGAAGGAGUUAUCCCUUCCGCGAUACAUGAAACCCGCCAGAAUUAUCUCCAUUGACCAGCUUCCCAUGAACGCUUCUGGCAAGUUGGAUCAAUAUGCUCUUGAUGCUCUUCCUGUUCCUCAUGAAGAGGACAUAGUUGAUAAGCCCCUCACUGAGACUCAAGAGAGGCUCAAGCUAGGUUGGCUCAAGGCCCUGCCGUUUGUUGACGCGGCUAUUGGCCCAGACACAGACUUCUUUUCUGCAGGAGGUAACUCCCUUCGCAUCGUCAGUUUGAGAGAGUACAUCACACGCGAAUUCGGAGUUCCCGUCUCUGUUUUUGAUCUCUUCCAAGCGAGUACUCUUGGAGAGAUGGCUGCGAAGAUCGAUGGCUCUACGACUCAAGGACAUAUUACAACGCCAAUUGAUUGGGACGAAGAGACUCACAUUGACGCUGACUUGAGCAUCGUUGGAGCCCAAGAGCCACUCCCUUCCGAGACAACAAAUGAUCUUCAUGUCGCCCUCACCGGUGCAACUGGAUUUUUGGGUGUUGCGAUCCUCAAGUGUUUACUCGAGGACAAGCGUGUAUCCAAGGUCCAUUGUCUUGCUGUUCGGUCUUCCUCCAACACAAGUGAUCCAGUGUUUUCAUCUUCGCGGGUCGCGUGCUACCCAGGAGAUCUAUCCUUGCCACGACUCGGUCUGUCUCAAGAGCAGUUCGAUCAACUUGCCGACACAGUCGAGCGAAUCAUUCAUAACGGCGCCGAUGUUUCUUUCCUCAAGACAUAUCAGUCCUUGAAGCGAUCAAAUGCAUCGUCGUCUAGGGAGCUAGCACGGAUGGCGAUUACGCGAAGGAUUCCAGUGCACUUCGUCUCAACUGGUGGUGUUGUGCAACUUACUGGCCAAGACGGUCUUGAUGAGGUUUCCGUUGCAGAUUCUGUACCUCCUACUGAUGGCUCACUUGGCUACGUUGCUUCUAAGUGGGCUUCGGAAGUUAUACUCGAAAAGUAUGCCAGCCAAUGCAACCUACCGGUCUGGAUCCAUCGUCCAUCCAAUAUUACGGGUCCAAAUGCUCCGAAGGCGGAUCUUAUGCAGAACAUCUUCCAUUACUCUGUCAAGACAGCGUCCCUUCCUGACUUGGCUGCGUGGAGUGGUUGCUUUGACUUUGUUCCAGUGGACGUUGUGGCUGAGGGCAUUGCUAGCUCCAUCUACGAGACUCAGACUCAUGUUACAGUAGCGUACAAGCAUCACUGCGGUAAGGAGAAGAUCUCUGUGGAGGAUCUACCGUCUUACCUUGAAGCGGAGCACGGCAAGAUUGAGAUGGUCAGUGUUGAAGAGUGGUUGGAGCGUUCGAAGGCUGCAGGACUUGAUGGGGUUACUGCAGCGUUAGUUGAGAAGACGUUGAGCGGAGGGGGGGUUGUUCCUUGGCUUCGAAAGGAAGCCAAUUAG